CGGUCCUGUGCCCCCUCUCUCUCUCCCUGUCUCUCUGACUUUCCUCCUGCUCUCACGUGUUUUCUGUGUAUAAAAGAGUUUCAGCCUCUGCUCAUCAUGUCCAGUGUGUCACCAGACAAACGGAGGAAGAUGGAGUCGGCCUUGAACCAGCUGAAGAAGCACACCGUGGUGGUGGCAGACACGGGCGACUUUAACGCCAUUGAAGAGUACAAGCCUCAAGAUGCCACCACUAACCCGUCCCUUAUCCUGGCUGCUGCUAAGAUGCCAGCUUACCAGCACCUGGUGGACCAGGCCAUUAAAUACGGCAUCGCGAAAGGCGGAACUGAAGAGGAGCAGGUAGCCAACACCAUGGACAAGCUUUUUGUAAGUUUUGGUCUGGAGAUCCUUAAGAAGGUCCCAGGGAGAGUCUCUACUGAGGUGGAUGCCAGGCUGUCUUUCGAUAAAGAAGAAAUGGUUGCGAGAGCCCUGAAACUCAUCGCUCUGUAUGAGGAGGCCGGUAUCAGCAAGGAGCGUGUUCUCAUCAAACUGUCGUCCACAUGGGAGGGAAUCCAGGCUGGCAAGGAGCUCGAGGAAAAGCACGGCAUUCACUGCAACAUGACGCUGCUGUUCUCCUUCGCUCAGGCUGUAGCCUGUGCCGAAGCCAAGGUCACCCUUAUAUCGCCCUUCGUCGGACGCAUCCUCGACUGGUACAAGGAGAAUACGGACCGCAAAAGCUACGAGGCCCACGAAGACCCAGGUGUGCUGAGUGUGACCAAGAUUUACAACUACUACAAGAAGUACGGCUACAGCACCGUUGUGAUGGGCGCCUCCUUCAGAAACACGGGGGAAGUUAAAGCCUUAGCCGGCUGUGACCUGCUCACCAUCUCCCCUGGUCUGCUGGCAGAGCUCAGCCAGGAUCACAGCACCGUGUCAGAGAUGCUCAGUGUGGAGAAAGCGAAGGCCUGUGAUCUGGAGAAGAUCCACCUGAACGAGAAAGAUUUCCGCUGGGAGCACAACGAGGACCGCAUGGCCGUGGAGAAACUGUCUGACGGCAUCCGCAAGUUCGCUGCCGAUGCCAUCAAGCUGGAGACCAUGAUCAAGGAGAAAAUGCUCAACGUAAAAAAUGGCCAGUAAGGACAGACUCGUGGUCUCCAGACUCAUUGACGGGUCGUAUCAGGAGACGGGAGGCUGCCUUCUUUGUCCCCAGCUACCUAAGAAAUUGUCUCAAGCUCCUUAAGACCAUCCUCUGAGCAUCUGACCAAACUCCUGGAACCUUCCUCCUGGAAGGACUCCGCUCCUCUUCCUCUCUUAGGCUGGGACCGUUUUCUGACCAAACAUAGAUGAUGAUGAUUAAUUCUUCUUCUGUGGGUGUGGGUUGUUAUAUAUAAAAAAAAAAGGUGUAAUAUUUAACAGAAGUAUAACCAGAAUGGAAAAAAAAUAAAAUAAAGUACUUUAAAUAAUCCUUAAUACGAAUAAUAUCAUUCCACUACAACAAAGGACACUUUUUGGCAGGAAAGGACCGCAAUUUUGCUAUCGAAUUUUCACCCUGAACCAUGGUUUAAGAAAGACAAUUGUACCACCAUUCCUCAAGAUUGUGUUUUGCUUUUUCAAUAAAGAAGUGUCUCAAUCUUCA
Molecule: messenger RNA, 1612 nt
Organism: Mugil cephalus (flathead mullet)
Lineage: Eukaryota; Metazoa; Chordata; Actinopteri; Mugiliformes; Mugilidae
Gene: taldo1
Product: transaldolase 1
Exons: 8
Coding region: 97-1113 (338 amino acids)
Biological process (GO): pentose-phosphate shunt; pentose-phosphate shunt, non-oxidative branch; carbohydrate metabolic process
Cellular component (GO): intracellular anatomical structure; cytoplasm
Molecular function (GO): transaldolase activity
Source: RefSeq, a predicted model, not a curated record